This is a messenger RNA of Adineta steineri, 1546 nucleotides long. NCBI's taxonomy places the organism in Eukaryota, Metazoa, Rotifera, Eurotatoria, Adinetida, Adinetidae. The record is from the annotation of a GenBank genome assembly.
UUCAGUUAUAACAAAAAUCCGCUAAGAAAUAGUAAAAUCCUCUAGCAAAUAAAAAUAGACAACUAUAUAGAUAAGAAAAGUUCUUCUAAUCUUAGAAAAAUCUCGCAUACAUCAGUAAAAUCCAUAAGGAACAUCCUUUAGUUAUAAGAAAAAUCCGCUAAGAAAUAGAAAAAUCCUGAUAAAGAUAAAAAUGGGUACCUAUCAUAAAGCGACGAAUACAGUAUUUGAUUUAAUAGAGAUACAGAACGCGUACUUUUUGAUAAGUUACUAAGAUCCUUCUAUUUGCUGAAGGACAUUUGGUAAAAUGGACAUUUUAUGGAUGUUUGACAGCCCUCAAUGGGUCAUAGUUAAAAGAAUAUAAUCGAAGUUUUAGAAAUUCAGCAGAACUGUAUUUCUCUAUAUUAUAAAAUGACACAUGAGAAAUUCCACUGAAACUACUAUUUAAUCCUGGUAUAUAAAUAUAUUCUUCUGAAUAUAAAGUUUCUCUUUCGAAAUAAAUUAAACUUAUCUCCUAGGUGCAACAACGGAUUCCACUUCGACAUUAUCUUCAUUAUUCGAUGCUAUAAAACGUCAAUUAUGGACAGAUUUUAUUGAUAAUUCAUUGUUACCAUAUUAUUCCAUAAUUCCAUCAGUAUUAUCAACAUCAGUUGUUAAUCAUUUAUCUACUUCAUCAAUUCAAACAUCAACAUGGCUUAUUCAAUCAUUAUUUGAUACAUAUUUAACAAGUGAAUUUCUUAAUUCUGAACAAUCACGUGCAUUAUAUAUUUGUUCAAAAUAUGUUCCAUUAAAUUUCAUAAUUAUUCGUUUAUUAACAAAUACAAAUACAUCUGAUGGAAUUUAUGAAACAGGUCGUGCACUUUAUUUUAUAUUUGGUUUAAUUUUAUGUCGAAGACGUUCCUCAACACGUUGUUUAUUAGAACAAGCUUUACCUUAUUUAUUUAAUUUAAAAUCUAAUGAAUUUAUGCUUGAACCAAAUGUUUAUAGUACAAGUUUAAUUAUGAUUAUACUUUUGACACUUGAAUUCAAUCAAAAUAAUGAUCAAUUAGAAGAUUUAUUUCAUGUUAAAUCAUGGAAAGAAUUCAAUUCAAUCAAUAAAAUUAUACUAAAAUAUGAAGAUACAAGUGUUACUGAUGCUUAUCAUUCAUUAUUGAAUCAAACAUCUGAAGAACUUUUUUCAAAUGAAACACUUAAACCUGUGAAUUAUUUUUUUGGUUGGUUUCAAACAAUUCUUUGGAUGUUCAGUCGACAAGUUAAAUUAUUAAAACCAUUUGUUAAACCAAAAUUAAUUACUCAAUUAUCGGAAUAUUUACCAUUACAAUUUCCAAUUGAAAAAGUUCUUAGUAUAUUAGAAUUAUCAAAUAAUAUGGAACUUGAAUAUGCUUCAAUGGUAAUAACACGUGAUUUUAAUCGUUUACAAACAUUACAUAGACGAACAACGACAACAUUUAUACAUAACGAACAGAUUGUGAUAAAUGAUAUAGAUUUAAUAAUUACAGCAGCAAAAAAUAUAACAAAAAAUAUUUAUUCAAUACCAACAGAUCUUUAA